AUGGACACGCAAGCUCAGCAGGCGGGGGCACCGGGCCAGCCGCUCGUGGCCUUAGGGCAGAUGCUGGAAAGGAUUACGGUUAUGCAGCGCGAGGAGGCGGUGACAACCAGACAAUUCCUGGGGGCCCUGCACGACCAAGCCCAAAUGCACUCGGCGGCCCUGGAGCGGGUGCUGACCGACCGAUCAUCGGCAGCUCCGGCACCAACAGGACCUUCAAAGCUGGCGGGGGUAAUCCUGCAGAAGAUGACGGCAGAGGACGACGUACAGUCGUACCUCGAAACCUUCGAGGCUACGGCGGAGGCGUGUGACUGGCCGGCGGACGAGUGGGCGGUCCGUCUCUUACCGCUGCUGACUGGAGAGGCGCAGACAGCGGCACUAGGGCUACCCCCGGCAGCCAGGCGGGUGUAUGCGGACAUCCACAAAGCGGUGGUGGACAGGCUCGGGCUGUCCCCGGAGGACCACCGACGGAGGUUCCGGGAGGCCAAGCUGGGGCCUGAGGACCGACCGUUCGCGUUCGGCCAGCAGCUGAGGGAUGCCGCAGCCAGGUGGCUGCAACCCGGGAACUCCGCAGCGGCGCAGGCGGUGGUGGAGCGGAUCGUCCUCGAGCAGUUUGUCGGCGGGCUCCCGGCCCGCACAUCGGCUUGGGUCCGCUGCCAUCGGCCGGGGGGGAUGAAGGCCGCCAUCACCCUGGCGGAGGACCACCUGGCGGUCCAUGGCCCAGGGAAGGGGGAUGGCGAUCGGCCGCCGUCUACGGGCCGGCCGAUACCCGGCCAACGAAGGAGGCUGCCUCCGCAGCAACCGUCACGGCCGGCGCCGUGGCCGACACCCCUCCCUCGGAUCCCCGAGCCGGGGUCCUCGACCGGGCCCGGUACUCUUCCUGACCCACAGGGGGUAUUUCAAGCGCCAGGGCAGGAGUGCUGGAGAUGCGGGCAGCCCGGGCACUUCCGGAGGGAGUGUCCGUUGAUGGAGGUGGGCCAGGUGAUCCGGGUUGCCGGCUCGCCAGCCUCUUCCCCAGGUCCGGGACCGACGUACCGCGUUCCGGGACAGAGCGAGCGAGGGAGCGGGAGAACAGGACCUGGCAGCAGAGCAGCAGCGUCCUGGGAGCUGGAGACUAAAUAAACGAUUGUUC
Molecule: messenger RNA, 1129 nt
Organism: Pseudoliparis swirei
Lineage: Eukaryota; Metazoa; Chordata; Actinopteri; Perciformes; Liparidae
Exons: 2
Coding region: 1-1119 (372 amino acids)
Molecular function (GO): nucleic acid binding; zinc ion binding
Source: RefSeq, a predicted model, not a curated record